GCAGAAAGCCCAAGGGAAGAGGCAUUACCCAACUCUUUGUUUUCCCGAGUGUAGCAUCCAUCCCUUGGAACUCCAAGGACACCAGGCUACCAUCGGCUUCACAGUACAGGGUGCCGGAAGGACCAUAGGAUGGAAGGGGACAUUGACUUGUAAAUUGGGAAAGAUAAGUAUUUCAAGUUCCUACACUUGUGAAGGUGUCAGUGGCAUUUGGGAGCAGGUAAGUCACUAUCCUGUCACUUCAGAUAGAGAUAGGCUGAGACCAGAGAGGUGGUUUCCUAGGGAAUGUCAGAGGGCCAGAAAAUAGGUCUGUCUUUGGAUGUCCGGUGUUGUCUCCUUACUUUCUGUUCUUAGGUUGAAUGCGUUGCUUCUGUGGAAAUGUCCCUCUCCCCUCAAGCGCUCAUUUGAGACCGUUUAUUUUAGGCAUUUCUUUCUUGAGAAUACUGUUUUCCCCUCCCUGUGAGGCUCAUUUCUGAUAUCCUUCUUGGCAUUCUCCACACACCAGUAGCAUUUCCUCCCGUCACAAACCCUAACUGUUCUGUCACAUCAUUAGGCAUUGAACAGUGACCCAGCAAUGUGGCCUGUCUCUGAAUCACCGAAUACAGAAUGUGGCACAUGAGGAGAGCAGAGCUAACACGGCAGUCCUAACCUACACAAUGUGAUUUCUGUAGAGGCUGGAGGGAGGACACCGGAUGAGCCCCUAAGGUGAAGGAUCACAAAACUGCUGUGUCCUAGACAAAAGGUGGAAGAGAUAAUAAUGGCCCCAUGUGGGAACCACAGUGAUGGGACUACAGAGUUUGUCCUGGCAGGUUUCCCAAAUCUUAACAGCACAGGAGUGGAACUGUUUUCUACGUUCUUUCUUAUUUACCUGUUGACUCUAACGGGCAACGCGUUGAUUGUGGGGGUGGUAGGAGCUGAUCAUCGUCUGCAGACACCCAUGUAUUUCUUCCUGGGUAACUUGUCCUGCCUAGAGAUUCUGAUCACCUCUGUCAUCAUUCCUAAGAUGCUUAGCAAUUUCCUCUCAAAACAACACACCAUUUCUUUUGCUGCAUGUAUUGCUCAGUUUUAUUUUUACUUCUUUCUUGGGGCCUCUGAGUUCCUCCUGUUGGCUGUCAUGUCUGUGGACCGCUACCUGGCCAUCUGCCGACCUCUGCACUACCCCUUGCUCAUGAGCGGAGCUGUGUGCUUUCGCGUGGCCUUAGUCUGCUGGGUAGGGGGACUCCUCUCCGUGCUUGGCCCCACAGUGACAGUGGCCUUACUUCCUUUCUGCAAACAGGACGCUGUGGUACAGCAUUUCUUCUGUGACAGUGGCCCGUUGCUACAACUGGCAUGUACCAACACCACGAAACUGGAGGAGACUGACUUUAUCCUCGCCUUUCUUGUCAUUGUGUCCUCACUCACUAUUACCGCUGCAUCCUACGGCCAAAUUGUCCUGGCCGUCCUGCGCAUUCCUUCUGCAUCAGGCCGGCAGAAGGCCUUCUCCACCUGUACCUCCCACUUGAUGGUGGUAACCCUCUUCUAUGGGAGUGCCAUUUUUCUCUAUGUACGGCCAUCACAGAGUGGCUCCGUGGACACUAAUUGGUCAGUGACAGUGGUAACAACAUUUGUGACUCCUCUGCUGAAUCCGUUUAUCUAUGCCUUGCGCAACGAUCGAGUCAAGGAAGCGUUGAAAGACAUGCUCAGAAAGGUAGUAGCAGAGAUUUCGGACAACUCUUUGCUUCUGGAAAGUCCGAGGAAGAAGACAGAAAGUUGAAAGUAGAGGGACUCAGUCUCAGAUUCACACAGCCUCACUGCCAGCUCUUCCUUCAUCUGGACCAUCUUGAAAGCACCCACAGUGAGCUUCAAAGAUACCAACUCUAAAUUCCUUUUUCAAGUGAAAUGUAUUGACUCUGCCUUGUGCCUAGUAAUAACAACUCACACUAUUUUUAA
Peromyscus eremicus (cactus mouse) is the source of this 1926-nucleotide messenger RNA. RefSeq names its product olfactory receptor 6S1. The transcript is spliced from 2 exons. The record is from RefSeq and is a predicted model, not a curated record. Gene Ontology annotation, cellular component: membrane. Gene Ontology annotation, molecular function: G protein-coupled receptor activity; olfactory receptor activity. Gene Ontology annotation, biological process: G protein-coupled receptor signaling pathway. NCBI's taxonomy places the organism in Eukaryota, Metazoa, Chordata, Mammalia, Rodentia, Cricetidae. Bases 755 to 1750 code for a protein of 331 amino acids.